Ostrea edulis (European flat oyster) is the source of this 1295-nucleotide messenger RNA. Its product is annotated as trafficking protein particle complex subunit 2-like. The record is from RefSeq and is a predicted model, not a curated record. The coding region runs from base 724 to 1152 and encodes 142 amino acids. The transcript is spliced from 9 exons. Gene Ontology annotation, cellular component: cytoplasm; nucleus; TRAPP complex. Gene Ontology annotation, biological process: endoplasmic reticulum to Golgi vesicle-mediated transport. NCBI's taxonomy places the organism in Eukaryota, Metazoa, Mollusca, Bivalvia, Ostreida, Ostreidae.
UAUUCGGUUAACUAUGUAGAGAAAUUAGGUAAGUGUAAAUGUUUACCCGUGGGGCAUUAUUAUUUAAUUAACAACCGCACUUCCUUAAUAUAGUAUAUACAAUAUAGAAGAUGAAUGCCCAUCAAUGAUUUGUACCUUCUAUUAUGAAUAAUGUGAAUAAAGUCAAAAAGAAAAGGAGCAUAUGUGAUGGUUAAUUUAACAAGGCUUUUGAGGAUGUUAACUAUUUUAGGAUUCCUUGUUCCGCUUUUGAUUAUUCUGGUGAUUUUUGCUGUUUCAUUCAUUUCCAAUUUCACGAUCUGCAGAAAGUAACAAAGUUCAAACACUGAUUGACUGAAACAGUUUGUGUAAUACUGAAUUACGGUCACAUACGCUCAAAUUUUGUUACACAAGGACUUAUUACAAAUGUAGCAGCUUCUACUAGACAUUAAAGUGCAGUGCUAGUAGUUAGCAGAUAUAUAAAUUCUACUUGAUAUUGAAGUGCAGUGCUAGUAGUUAGCAAAUAUAUAGGUUUUUUUUUUAAUUCUGUGAAUCAAUUUGGACCUAAAGAUUGUUCCCGAGAAGUAUGAAGUAAUUCUCUUGGCCGGUUUUAAUAUUAUCUUUAAAACAUCGCAAUCCGGGACCGUCGGGAGUCGGCAGUACUAGAUUUACCGCCCCCUUGGAAAAGAGGAAUUUUUUAUUGAAAAGCUUAGUAGGAUGAAAAGGUGAAACAAACUACUGAAAAUCAUGUCGGGUAACUACUACUUUGUAAUGGUGGGACACUUGGACAAUCCAAUAUUUGAGAUGGAGUUUUGUCCACCUAAUAGAGCCAAUGAACCUAAGAAAGAUGACCAUCGUCACUUGAACCAGUUUGUUGCUCAUGAGGCUCUGGACCUGGUAGAUGAACAAGUGUGGACUACAAACAACAUGUACCUUAAAAUUGUGGACAAAUUUAAUGAGUGGUUUGUGUCAGCCUUUGUCACAGCAAGUCGAAUGAGAUUUAUGAUGUUACAUGAUGUAAAAAACGAAGAUGGCAUAAAGAAUUUCUUCACAGAAACGUAUGAAAUGUAUAUCAAGCAUUCCAUGAACCCAUUCUACGAAAUCAACAAACCAAUCGUGUCGCCUGCUUUUGAGAAAAAAGUUCAGACAUUUGGACGAAAGUACCUAACAGGAUAAAUCAAACUGUCUAGGAUAUCGGCAUCAGUGCAUGUCUAGGAUAUCGGCAUCAGUGCAUCUUGUUUUGUGUGCAAUAAUUAAUGUUAUUUGCUCUUUGUUAUGUACAUUUGUAUGAUGAAUAAAAAUGAAUAUCACUGUAUAAA